ACAACUUUGGACGCGAUCCAGUCACCAGUAUACCGUUUAAACGCGCAAACGCAUACUGUUAAUAGUUUAAAAAAAAAAACGUUAAACAAUUCCAAACAAAAUUUAAAAUGUGAACGCCAUAUUGGGAAAAUCACGUUCCGUGAUUGGCUGUGACUUCGAUACGUGCGUUAAAAUUUGAAAUGUAAUUUUUAAUUUACAAUUUUAGUGUUGUUUAGUGUUAGGCUAGAAAUAUCAACGCCGCGUGAGUCAUUCAGUUCAGUGUGUAAUAAAACGUAAAGUGAAAACAAACAAUAAAACACGUACUAUUUUAAGCGUGCGAUACACAAAACGUAUAAAGCGAUGGGAUUAAACAAAAUGGCUUCUGACCGGCACGCGACUCCGUUUAUAAAACAGAACGUGUUUAUUUGUGUUGUUAUCUCGCUCUUGCUCCCGAGGGUCAACGAAGGUGCGACAAAAAUUUACGAGGGCAGCCGAGGUUUCCCGAACGAUGACGGAGGGCGACGAUUGACCCGAGAAUACCAUCUUCGGCAGGGAGCCUUGAGGGGACUGAUAGUGAAACCAAAUCGCCAGUAUGAUCUGCAGCUCGUGGAAAUGUUUCUUGGCAUACCUUAUGCUGCCCCUCCUACUGGAAACUUCAGAUUUAUGCCGCCAGUCAGCGCUCCGCCCUGGCAAGGUGUUAGAAUGGCCACUCAUUUUGCCCCAGUGUGCCCUCAAUCUCUUCCCCUAAUAAAGAAGGGGAACCCGCCAUCGCUCGGAAGACAGCGUUACCUCAACAAGCUGAAACCCUUUCUCUCGAAUGAGAGUGAAGAUUGCUUGUAUCUUAACAUCUACGUGCCGUAUAGAGAACAAAAGUCCAAGAAGUUUCCCGUGUUGGUGUUUAUACACGGUGACUCAUUCGAGUGGAGCUCUGGGAAUCCUUACGACGGAAGAAUCUUAUCCUCGUAUGGGAACAUCAUGUUCGUAACAGUCAAUUACCGACUCGGGAUUUUAGGGUUCAUGAAGCCAAGUCUGACGGAGCACGUGUACGGCAACAACGGUCUUCUGGAUCAGUUGGCAGCGUUGCAGUGGAUCAAGGAUAACAUUGAGGACUUGAACGGGGAUCCGAACGCCGUGACCUUGAUGGGGCACGGCACAGGAGCGGCUUCCGUCAACUAUUUAAUGCUCUCGCCGAUAUCAAACGGACUAUUCCACCGGGCGAUACUGAUGUCAGGAUCCGCCCUGUCAGACUGGGCUAUGACGAGAGACCCGACUCAAUACACCCUGCAGGUAGCCCAGAGCCUGGGUUGCAGCCCAAAUUCGAAGAAUUUGAUGAACUGUAUGCAGAAGAAGCCGCUAUCAGAGAUCAAGAAGGUGCAGAUAUUAUCCAGAGAGUUUGAGACUCCGUUAGGUCCUGCAGUGGCCGGGUCGUUUGUACCGAGUGAGCCAGCGCAGACAAUGGAAGCAUUCCCAAAUCUACUGAGCAAGUAUCAAUUACUGAGCGGAGUCACAGAAUUGGAGAGCUAUCACGAUUUCGGGGUCAUCGAACUGGAUCACGGAAUACUCGAGAAUCAAAGGGACGAUUUCAUUAAAAAAUACGCCAAGAUCAUCUUCGAAGGCGCCGAAAACGAAGCACUGAAAGAAAUAAUAAAAGAGUACGCGCCAUCGAAACUAAACCCUGAAAGUUGGAGCGUGGAGAGCAACAGAGAUUUAAUACUGGAUCUUCUCAGCGACGCGAGGACUUUAUCGCCGGCGAUACGCUUCGCCAACUACCACUCCGCCGCGAACCGGCAGUCUUACUUCUAUGUGUUCGGACAUAAUUCUGUGAGCACGGAAUAUGCGCAGUUGAACAAAAGUGUGCAUGGACAAGAAAUUCCGUACGUACUCGGGGUGCCUUUGGGAGGUGCUAACACUCACUUCGACGAUAAAUACACGCUGCAAGAGAAACUUCUAAGCGAAGUCAUCAUGAGACUCUGGACGAACUUCGUCAAGAAUGGUUCACCAAACACUCAAAGCGUCAAUAAAUACUACACUUUAGAUGCAAACCAACAGUAUCAUUACAACGUUGACUGGCCAGAGUAUGUUCUUCCUCAUCAACCUUAUCUUAAGCUUGAUAUUCCGCCGUCAAUAAGUAGUCUCUACCGCUCUAAUUACACUAGUUUCUGGAUUGAGACGCUACCGAAAAUGAUGAGCAAAUUCAUGAUAGAUCCAUUAUUUCAAUACACUCCGAGCAGUACACCUAAGACCAAACCAUCCCAGAAAACGAUCGAUCCAAUCAGAAAAAUUUGGUCACCGCAUGUCAUCAGCUCACCCUCACAUUUCUCAUCGACGAACUACGGGAGAGUCAGGCCGUAUUACGAGCCCGAUACGCGUCCUGAUCCGGACACGAUAUACCGAGAGAUCCAGUCAAUUAAUACCCCAUCCCGACCGGUCCCACACGGCUUAAUGGAAAAAGCCACGGGACAUUCGACAACCGCAAAACCACAGCCCACUAUUCCAGUUAAAACAUCAAGCGCUACCGUAACACUGAUUGUAUCGCUCGGCGUAUUAUUUUUAGCUGUAAACGUAGCUAUAUUCUCGAUAUUGUACUUCAAGAAGCGUAAACUUCGCAUACGAGAGCAAACACUUCACAAUUCGCGCCAGUCUAGAGCCGAAGUCGGUGAAGUGGAUGUAAUAGGGCAGAAGAGCUCGAAAGACGAUAAAAGCGCUUUGAAAACACUCAAAAAUGGCUGCAGCGUUAUUAAAACAAUGAGUCUGAAUAAAAUGAAGGGUAGUAAGAAGGUAAAGAAAAAGUCUGAUCCCUGUAAGUCGCCUAAGUCGGAUGAUUCCGGUGGAUUUAGGGAGCGAUUUCAACUGAGGAGACAUUUAUCGACAAGUACUCUUGACGCUCACACCAAGGUUCGCGACUGGAUCACAAACGAUGUACUGCACAGAUGCUCGCCGGCCAUACUAAGAAAGAGCAACUCAGAUUUAAACGCCGAUAAACAUAUGAACGUAACAAAGCCCUUUACUAGAUCAGAAGAAAUACUUUCUAAUGCGAAAAAAAAGAAAGAUUCAUUGAAAUCUGGUGAUUUAAAUUCAAAAAAACCUGCCUCCAAAAACCAUAGCAGCAAAACACCUACCUCAGAAAAGACAACUUCAACAUCAGCUCUCGAAUCUCACUCAUCAAUAGCAAGCCACAAGCAAUCGCUAAAUAGCUGGAAACAAACAAGUAAAUCAAACGAUUCAAUUAAAAGUAAGGGUACUGAAAGCAUUAAAUCCAAGAAAGUUUCAGUAGCAAUUGACGCAACACCGUCAGCACGUACAAAUUCAAUUCUAAAUCAGGAGCCAAUAGAAGUAUCAAAGUCAUUCGAUCAAGGUGAAAAAAUACAUUCCAAUAGUAAAAAUCAAUUACAGAGGUCUAAAACCGAAAGUGAUUUCAAGGCUGAUUUCGUAUCAAGUAAACAUAAUGAAAGUGAUACUAAAACGUACACCAAUGUCGUUACACUGUCGCUGGGGAAAGACAAGCCUUUGAUGGUAUCACAUAAACAUUCCACGUCGGAUCCAGUGAGUGAUAUUAACUAUGAACAGAUAUUCAGAGAUAAAAUGGAAGCUGGUGCCCCUAUUAUUGAUAUCCUCCCUCCUGUGACAUUUAGAAAUGACGUGAAUGUCACAUCACGGGACGACAGUUCAAAAACGCAUACAAUGACUCCAGAAGAAGCACUGCUGACGAUCAAAAGAAGAAAUUAUCCAAAAGUACUACCAGACUUGCCGAAAAUGCAAAAAAGAUUAUCAUUACAACCAAACUCUUUGCAGACUUUUAGAAGUUUUUGUAGUAGUACCGAAAGUCAGCCUGAUCGACAAAAAAUACCACCACAACCGCCGCCGAGAACUACUACUCUUGAAAAGAGAAUGGCGUAUGCCAAUGUAAAACCCUUAUCAUCCUUCGGAGUAUCGAAUGAUCGUAUGCAAGAUUUCUCAUUUUCUAGUAAUUAUGAAAAUAUAGAUACAUUGACACCGUCAACUAGCAUUUUGCAAUCAUUAAAAAACUCUUUUGAAAGAAGUAUGAUUGUUGAAAAACCUGAACCUGCUUUAAUAACGCCGACCAAAGAGAGAAUGUACCCAAAAGUGAUCAUUGCAUCAAGCGACAUCGCAUCAGAGCCAAAGAUAUUGAUAAAACCAUCACCGAGCCAACAAGAAAUAUCGGCUAAUGUACCAAGAGUGCGGUUACCCGAUGAUUUUCACUCUCAAACUACAGGAUCUAUCACAUCAUUUUCAUCAUUCUGUUCGGACGAUGGUGAUGAAAUAGAAGAUUUUGAUGACAUCGCUGAAGAUAAACUCAUACAAGAACUAGUUGGUGGAGUUGAAUCUCCGACUAACAUGGAGGAUGUUUUAGAUUCAAAAGGACCAGAUAAUUUAUUUGAAAAGAAACUAGAAAUCGUACCUGUCAGGAUCAAUCCUGGUAACUUAAGUCCUAGGAAUAAAGACGAUUAUAUUUGUAUAACUGAUUUACAUCUACCGGAUGUGAGUAACUUAGAAAAAACAGCCCAAAUCAAACCGAAUUUCGGUCUCAACAAACUCCAGCAUAGGACAGACAGUAUCAACCGGCCUCCAGAAAAAUCGGUAAGGCUACGACAAAGAAUAGGAAGCAAAUCUUCAAUAUUGAAUCGAAGCUUAAAGUGUAAAAGUGGUGAGAAGAAAAGCGAUAGUAGUAAAUUAGAACAUUCGAAUUCAGGGUCCUCCAAUGACACGGAAACUAGUACAGGCACGGUGAAGAAGGUAGAGGUUAAGAAAUAAAUUGUAUAGUCAAAAUUUUAUCAUAUUUCAUGACGACAUAGUCUUCUAGACCGACUAAGGCACAUUUAUUAUAGAGAACGAAAAUUACUGAAAAACCUAAGUUUGGAAAACUUUGAGGCAUUAUACUAAGGCUACAGAAUUAGCUGUUAGAAAAAUGUUUUUGUAUUGUUAAAUCAUUAUUUAGUGGUAGCUCCUUGCAGUUAUCAAGGCCUUUAGCGUUAAGUAGUAGUACAGUGAUUGGCUAGAGUCCUACGGAGAAGACUUUACUAAUAAUGCGCUCAUACAGUUUAUUGUUAGUAAAGUCGUGGUCGUACUGUAACAUGCUUCCAUAGUUUAUCAUUUACGGUACGCUUAGAUAAUUGUAAGCUCCAUUAUAAAGCUGAAAGACGACUGAGCAACAUUGCUUAUUAUAAUUAAAAUAUGAGAAAAUUAACAUCAUUGAUUCCAUCAGUAUUAUUGUAAAAACUUACUUGAUAAUAAAACAUGAAUAAUACAUUGUAGAAUUCAAUAGAACGUAAUUAGCUCAUGCAUGAAUAAUUAAUGAAUUUCUAAUUAUCUUUGGAUAAUUUUUUGUCAUACAAAUUAUAUAUUUUGUAACGUACCAAAUGUUUAUUCAUGUCAGUCAAAGAAAAUGUACUUGAAACUAUAUACGAGUAUAAGAUCUCUAUAUUAAUUAGUAAUUAAUAAGUAAUUUCGUAUGUAUUGUCCUGUUAUAAAUGAGUCUGGUAUAAAAUGUUAUUUUUAAGUGGAACAGCAAUUCGUAGUAAGAGAAAACUUUCCCUUCAAAUCUUGCAAAGAUUUUCUCCUGAUUUUUUAGCGUUCAUGCGUUCCAAGUCCGAGAUUCGUCGAAUACAAUGCUAAAUACGUAGUGAAGGCAGACUUUAUUAGUGUUUUUGAUUAAAGAGAAAUAAAAAUCAUUACUGUUGAAUAAAAUUUUAUUUGAAUACGAUAGUCUUAAAAUCAUUUAAAUAUUUAAUUGUACCAAAGGAAUAGAAAAUGAAUAAACCAAAUUGCAUUUAGAAAAAUAUACAAUUUACAAACUGA
This is a messenger RNA of Bombyx mori (domestic silkworm), 5796 nucleotides long. RefSeq lists its product as uncharacterized. Gene Ontology annotation, molecular function: neurexin family protein binding; signaling receptor activity. Bases 340 to 4752 code for a protein of 1470 amino acids. The record is from RefSeq and is a predicted model, not a curated record. Gene Ontology annotation, cellular component: cell surface; synapse; postsynaptic membrane. The transcript has 12 exons. Lineage: Eukaryota; Metazoa; Arthropoda; Insecta; Lepidoptera; Bombycidae. Gene Ontology annotation, biological process: postsynaptic membrane assembly; modulation of chemical synaptic transmission; neuron cell-cell adhesion.